Molecule: messenger RNA, 3784 nt
Organism: Cyprinus carpio (common carp)
Lineage: Eukaryota; Metazoa; Chordata; Actinopteri; Cypriniformes; Cyprinidae
Product: forkhead box protein K2-like
Biological process (GO): regulation of transcription by RNA polymerase II
Molecular function (GO): DNA-binding transcription factor activity, RNA polymerase II-specific; protein binding; RNA polymerase II cis-regulatory region sequence-specific DNA binding
Source: RefSeq, a predicted model, not a curated record
UUCUUAAUCGAUAAUUAAUGAUUAUAUUAUAAAACCAUUUUACGUCCAUCCACGAUGAAUCUCCACUCCAGUGUUGACAACUCUCCACAUACAUGCGUGUUGAGGCGCAGCGCAACCGACCUUCAAUCCGCCAAGUCACCCAUAGUCCUAAUUUCAUUGGCUGCGAUCGAAUUACUGCAUUCCUUAACGCGUCUCUGAUUGGUUGGCUUCUCUGUCAAUCACAGAGCCGCUUCCACCAGCGCGCCCUGAUUGGCUAUUGCCCCCUUCCCUUUCUCUUCGUGCUGAAUCGCGGCGGUGGGUCGAGUCGCCGCCGCUGAUGCUGGUAUCUCCGGUCGGGCACGUUUAACGUUUUCCCCCCUUCAUAUUUACCAUUCAUAUUUAUCGUGCCCCGUGUGCGGAAAGAUAAAGAUGGCAGCGGUGGCCCGUCUGGAGGGCCGUGAGUUUGAGUAUGUGAUGAAGAAGCGCUCGGUGACGGUGGGUCGGAACUCGUCGCAGGGUUCGGUGGACGUGAGCAUGGGCCACUCGAGCUUCAUCUCCCGCCGGCACCUGGAGAUCUUCACCGCCGCCGCGGAGGACACGGGCUCGGGACUGGGCGGAGGAGAGUUUUAUCUGCGCUGUCUGGGGAAAAACGGGGUGUUCGUGGACGGGGUGUUUCUGCGUCGGGGGGCGCCACCCCUGCAGCUGCCGAGAGUGUGCACGUUUCGGUUCCCCAGUACGAACAUCAAGAUCACAUUCACUGCGCUGGCGAGCGUCAAGCGUGAGAAGCAGGAACCGGAGUCUCCGGUGAAAGCGGUUCAGCCACAGAUCUCCCCUUUAACCAUCAACAUCCCCGAUAACAUCGCUCACCUCAUGAGCCCCCUGCCCUCGCCCACCGGCACCAUCAGCGCUGCUAACUCGUGUCCGUCCAGUCCGCGUGGUGCGGGGUCGUCCGGCUACAGGCUGGGCAGGAUCGUGCCUGACCUGCAGCUCAUGAAUGAGAACUCUCAGUCUGAGAACGACAAGGAGGCGUCAGGAGAAGACAGUCCAAAGGACGACUCCAAACCCCCGUACUCGUACGCUCAGUUGAUCGUUCAGGCCAUCACGCUGGCGCAGGACAAGCAGCUAACACUAAACGGCAUCUACACACACAUCACCAAGAACUACCCGUACUACAGGACGGCAGACAAGGGCUGGCAGAACUCGAUUCGUCAUAACCUGUCGCUGAAUCGCUACUUCCUCAAAGUCCCGCGCUCACAGGAAGAGCCGGGCAAGGGCUCAUUCUGGAGGAUAGACCCGUCGUCUGAGAGCAAACUCGUGGAGCAGGCAUUCAGGAAACGCCGGCCGCGGGGCGUCCCGUGCUUCAGGACCCCGCUGGGACCCCUCUCAUCCAGGAGCGCCCCGGCGUCGCCCAAUCACUCGGGCAUUCUCUCCGCCCACUCCAGCGCUGCGCAGACCCCCGACAGCCUAUCACGGGAAGGCUCACCUGUUCCCAUGGAGCCAGAGCCCGCCUCUGCCCCGCCCCCUGCUCCUGCUCCUGCUCCUGCCGCUGCUGUCCAACCCAAACUAGCUGUGAUUCAAGAGGCCCGGUUUACCCAGAACACCACAGCGUCUCCCAUCAGCACCCAGCCUGUUCUGAUCGCUGUCCAGCGUUCGUUAACGCAGACGAUCAAACCCGUCACGUACGCUGUGGCCGCCCCCGUCACGUCCUCCACGUCUGCACAGCCGCUGAUGCAGACGGUGCACGUGGUGCAUCAGAUCCCUGCGGUGGCCGUCAGUACCAUCGGCGGAGCCAACCUGCAGCCUGCCAUCAAAGCAGAACCGCUGGAGAACGGAGAGGAGGUCAAAGUGAAGGUAGAGUCGGUUCCCGGCAUCAAUCACGGCUCUAUAGGCUCAGCCAAUAGGAUCAUUCAAAGCAGCACUGCAGCCACGCCCCUCCAGACGGUUACCAUAGUGCAACAAGCCCCACUGGGUCAGCACCAACUGCCAAUCAAAGCCAUCACCCAGAAUGGUACUCAUGUAGUGCCCAUCGCCACAGCGAUACAGAGCCAGGCUAACGCAGUGUCGAGUCCGUUACACAUGUUGGCCGCUCACGCCUCGGCAUCCGCCUCGCUCCCCACGAAGAGACAGAACGGAGAAAACGGCAGCGAGCCGCCGGAGAGCAAACGAUUGAAAACCCAGGACGAAGAACACGCCGUCACCACCGACCCGAACGGAACCGCUGCGGACACAAACUCCACCAGCCAGCACAACUAGUCAGCCAUUAACCACCACCACCUCUUUCCCUCCCUCCUUCUCUAGUUUUCUCUUUUUCUCAUCUCAUCACGGUUUCUCUUCCAUCCAGCAGCUCACGGUGCCAAAACUCAAGGCUUGGACAGUAACUCUUUGAGCCGAAGCAAAAACGUCAAAAAAGAACCAAAUGCAUAAAAUACUAUCUGUUUUCUGUCUGUUUCCGCAGCAACCCUUCUCCCUGUUUUCCGUUUUAUCACUCAAACGCCUGAUUGGACAAAAACUUGCACCUCGAAACUCAAGAGCAACUGCCAUCUGGUCCAUAACUGGGCAUUUUAUUACAGACUUUGGAGGUGUUCGAUCGGCUUGGAUUCCGUUCUUUGGGAGUCAUGGUGAUUUUUAGGGAAAAAUGCACGCUAUCCCGGAGGUUUUGCGACGUGCGAUGCCCUCCGGAUGUGCAGAUGUUGAUCCCAUCUUGACCUCGGAACCCAAAGGAUUCUAGAACCUCCGGAACUCAUGUGUUGCUCACAGCACACUGAGAAUUCCAGAACUCCCGCUUGCGGAAUCCGGAUUUUAUUUUAUUUAUAUAUUUUUUUUUUUUUCGCUGACAGCGGAACACUGGCUUCGAUCCAACAUUCCAAAGUUUGAAAGUCCACUACGGAGGAUGGAAAUCCAAGAGGAUGUCCUGGAAUGCAAUUACACACCAUGAACCGCACAUAGAUUGUUGUCUUUUUUUUUUAAAAUAGUGCAUACUAGGGCUGAACGUGGAGCCAAAGGGAUCAAAAUAUUCCGAAACACAUCAGAUAUUCCUGAACUUUCGGCAGCUAGCCUGACAGCAUCCCCCAGCCGUCGUAGUGGAUGUAAUAUGCAGUAUUUUGUGUAUUCAUACGUGGAGCAUAGGAUCUGGGCGUGUUUUCAGUUAUAGAGACGUUUUAAAAAGUAAUAAUAACAAUAUAUAUAAGCAGCAGCAGCAGCAGCAUAUGAGCAGAAGUGGACAUGGGACGUCCGGGACUGUGUCUGUUUUCUGUUUAGUGAAACUAAGCGUAGUUUGUUUUCUAAGAUGGAUAAAAAUGUAUCAAUGGAGUAUUUCCUUCCUAUGUUUUUCCCUCUCUGUUUAUUUUUAAAUCUGAGCAAAACCGGCUUUGUUACACCGACAUAUUUUCAUACAGGUGCUCGAGUGGAUGUGUCAUUUCCAUGUGUAGUCAAACUGUUUUCAUCCAGCUUGCAUGUAACGGACUAGACAAACGUACCUGAGCCGUCGAUUUAAACAUGUCAUUCAGAAAAAAAAAAAGUAAAAAAAAAAACAAGAUACGAGAACCUGUUUCGAAUCAGACCAGGUCUGCACUUGAUUAGACUGUUCUUUUUGUUUAUUUUUCCCCUGUUUCCUUUCCGUUUCGUUCCCUUUUCUUUUUAGGCUGUAUUGGUGUAGGCUUAAUGAUUUGAUUCUGGUCAGGCCGGUGAGUCUGACGGAUUAUAUAUGUUUCAAACAAAAGCAAAAAAAAAAUAAUAUGAUUAAUGUUUGUUCUGCUUCAGUGGGUCAAUGCUUUUUUUUUAUAUAUAUAAAUUAAUUUAAACCUUA